AUGGCCGCUAAAAGUAUCAGCAAUGACCGUUGCAGGUCCAGCGCUUCGGCUUAUAACUCUGAGUUUGAAGAAACCUCUCGUGGCCGUCAGUAUUCUAAUUUUGGACGGAGCCAUUUAAACUGCAAGCGCCAUUACGAGUAUCAAAAACCGCGCUUCCAGAAGAGAUACCAAUCGUUUCCACGCCAGUCUCGAUAGAGUUCCAGUACAUCGACCAAGCAGAAGUGAUUUCCCAAACUUCAUGCGUCUAUCCUCAGGUAGGUGGACGUUUAGCAAAGGUUUGAUCGUUUCUAAAUAAUUUUACUACUGAUAGUUGGGUUUUACCGACGGUGAGCGGCUACAAGAUUUCGAUUUUCAUCUGAGGAAACAGAGUCAAUUGACCUUGACGUUCAUACGUUGUUACAGAAAGGUGCCAUUAGGGAUGCUGUGCCUCAACACAAACAGUUCCUUUCUAAUUUGUUUGUUAUUCCAAAGAAGAUUGGCGACUUAAGACCUGUCAUCAAUAAAAAAACCAGAAUGAAUUUGUUCAAUAGCAUUAUUUUAAGAAGGAGGGGUUGAAUUCACUUCUAGAUUACUUGUCGGGAUCCGAAUUUCUUACAGCCAUUGAGAUCAAGGAUGCUUUCGUUGGUCCCAAGGGAUUUCACCAACGUAAUGAAGCCUUUUGUGUGGGCUGUUUGUAACAAAGGAAUAAGAUUAGUUAUAUAUCUUGAUGACAUACUUGUCGUCAGCUCAUCUCGUGAAAUUUUCUGCCGAGGAAACUACAACUGUUAUUCAUAUUCUAGAGUCAUUGGGUUUUAUUGUUAACAAAGAAAAAUCCCAGCUUGUCCCUUAGCAGAGACCUGAAUUUCCAACUUUUGUCAUAAGUACUGUGAAUAUGGUUGUCUCUUCCAGAAAGGAAGAUAAAUAAUCCGGUAGACCAUGCUACCUUUCUCCGAGAAAAAAAACCAUCGCUCAAUUCGGGAGUUAGAUCAUUUUAUUGGUUUAGUUGUUUCUUCCUUUCCGGCAGUUAAACCGGUAAGGCUCUACUACCGUGAGCUUGAGGUCUGUAAAUUAGAUGCUGUAAGUGCUAAUGAUGAAGAUUACAACUCAAUUAUUUGUUCAUCAAAGAAAACGAAUGCGGGCCUAGAUUGGUUUAUUUUAAGUGGUCACUUCUAUAAUUCGACUAGCCUUGAGAAACCGUCAACAGUCAGUACUUUAAUUACUGAUGCCUUCAAAUCAGAAUGGGGUGUUGUCUGUAAUGGAGUUUCAUCUAGUGGUUUGUGGUCCAAAACAGUGCUGGUAUAGCAUAUAUUUACAAUUUGGAAGGAAUAGUUCCUACUUUGCAUGCAUUGGCAUAAUCUACUUGGGAGUGGUUCCUUGCACGCCAUUGUUUAUUGCAGGCACAUCAUAUUCCGGGAAGCUCUAAUGCCAGAGCAGAUUAUUUGUCUAAGAGUCAUAAUCAAAAUAUUGAGUGGAAAUUGCAUCCUACAGUGUUUCUAUGGGUCUCGCAAUCAUUGUUUGUUCCAGACAGAUUUAUUUGCCUCUCGCCUAAAUUUUGAGACAAAGAGCUAUGUUUCUUGGUUCCCGGACCCAGAUGCCUUGGCGGUUGAUGCCUUUUGAUUACAUUGGAAGAUUUUAAACUUUACGUUUGUCCUUCUUUCAGUCUCCUCGGGAGAGUUCCUCGAAAGCUCAAGUUGGAGGAAGUUUCAGAUGCUUUAAUCAUAGCACCCUGUUUGCCAACAGCUCAUUGGUAUCCUCAACUUCCGGAGUUGCUAGUUCAACGCCCUGCCCUUCUACCUCAAUGCGAAACUCCUACCCUUGCCUCAGGAAGACGUUCUACUUCCUCUCGGGGAAAUGAUACGACUAACUGCGUGGCAUGUAACCGAGAUAGCCUGGAGGUCAGAGGAAUUUCUCAGAGGGCAGCCAAUUAUGUGCUCAAGCCCUGGUGA
This is a messenger RNA of Porites lobata, 1925 nucleotides long. Lineage: Eukaryota; Metazoa; Cnidaria; Anthozoa; Scleractinia; Poritidae. The record is from the annotation of a GenBank genome assembly.